CUCUCUCCAACCUCCUAUAGCUAGCUAGCUCUCUCCUGGCGCCUGAUCCAAAUUGAAGAGGAAAAAGUUUUCUAAAUAUGGAAGGAUUAAUUUUAUUUAUUGGGGUCAUAGGCAACAUCAUCUCAGUGCUAAUGUUCCUUGCUCCUGUCGGAACGUUUUGGAGAAUUGUAAAGCACCGAUCGACGGAGGACUUCGAGAGUCUGCCUUAUGUUUGCACAUUCCUCAACUCCUUCUUGUGGACUUACUAUGGAAUUAUAAGGCCCGCCGGAGGAUUACUUGUGGCCACUGUCAAUGGUUUUGGUGUCGUUGUUGAGAUUAUCUACCUUAUUUUGUUUCUGGUAUAUGCCCCAGCAAAGAUGAGGGCAAAGACGGCCAUCUUGAUUGGAACCUUGGAUGUGGGUUUUCUAGUAGCUGUCAUUUUAGCUACCUGGCUGGCAUUGCAGGGAGAGACACGUAUUGAUGCACUAGGGUUCAUUUGUGCAGGCUUAAACAUCAUCAUGUACGGCUCGCCGCUAGUUGCCAUGAAAACAGUGAUAACAACUAAGAGUGUGGAGUACAUGCCAUUCUUCCUCUCAUUUUUCUUUUUCCUCAACGGAGGGGUGUGGACUCUCUAUGCUUGGCUCAUACGAGAUGUUUUCCUUGGGGUACCAAACGGGAUUGGGUUUCUUCUUGGAACAACGCAGCUAGUGCUAUAUGCGAUUUACAGAAAUGCCAAACCAGCCGAUAGUAUUUCAAGUGGGCUGCUAGAAGAAGGAAGGCAACAUGGAGAAAUAUUGGAGACCACUUAAUUGGCUACACCUCUAGUGUUCUUAAAUCAUCUGUUUUUAUGACACUUUUUUUUUCUUCUUUUUUUCUUCCUAUGCAAGUGUGUUUGGGGAGUCAGUUCAUUUGGUGUAUGCGUUAGGUGCAUGUGAUAAAACAAAAAAGAAAAAAGAAAAUGAGAGAGAGAGAGAGAGAGACAGCGUUAUUUUGUAUGGCCUAUAUACGUACUGGUAUGCAUAAAUGUUGGUUCA
This is a messenger RNA of Prunus dulcis (almond), 1013 nucleotides long. Its product is annotated as bidirectional sugar transporter SWEET17. The transcript is spliced from 6 exons. The coding region runs from base 78 to 788 and encodes 236 amino acids. Gene Ontology annotation, biological process: carbohydrate transport. Gene Ontology annotation, molecular function: sugar transmembrane transporter activity. The record is from RefSeq and is a predicted model, not a curated record. NCBI's taxonomy places the organism in Eukaryota, Viridiplantae, Streptophyta, Magnoliopsida, Rosales, Rosaceae. Gene Ontology annotation, cellular component: membrane.